CUAGUUUCACAUGUGAGGGGGUUGGGCACGAGUAGGCAGGGUAGUGUGGACGUGUUUUAUUCUCACACUGACCCCGAGAGCUUCACACUGGGGUGGUACAGGAAAAGGUGGAGGCUCGGUGUGAACUCUAUAAGGAUGAGAUGAAGUAUUCACUGCCAUGGCUGUCACUGACCAUAUAUCUGCUUCUUACAGACGAUGGUACUCCAGUAAGGCCAGGAGAGAGAGGGAAGAGAACCAGGGCUGCAUGUUCUAAUUAUUUUUAUGAAGAUAUUCACAAGAAGUGCACUUUGUGUGAGCUUUGUGGAGCACGUGAUAUUUUGGCAGGCAGUUCCAGUCCUAACAUUGUAGACCAUGGUUGUACAGGUCCCUCUUCAUCUCCACAGUGGUGUAAAGCAGAGACAGGGACCAAGCCAAUUUGCACAAAACUCAAAGAUGUCCCCAAUGGCAGCAUAGAGUGCAGACAGGAGAGAGAGGACCUGAUUUUACCUGGAACUGUGUGUACUUUGACAUGUGACCCAGGGUACAGGCCAGUCCAGAACAACCUCACCACACAGUGCUCCAUACAGUCCUCUCAAAGGAGCGUGGAGGCUGCUUGGAGCAGAACAUUGCCAGAAUGUGUCUUAAUCCCUGUGACAGAGGCAGUGUCAACCACAGAAAAAGCACCAAUGGCCAGUACUACUACUGCUAUGGUACAAAGUGAUGAAAUAGGGUUUAAUACCAAGACAUCCCAACCUUUAAGGUUGAGUGAUUUUUGGUUUAUCAUCCCAAUUUCAGUAUUACUACUAGUAGUAAUAGUACUACCAGCUGUAGUAAUAAUGAAGAAAUAUGACUGUCUAAAAAACUGCCCAUUAAAAAAAUCUGAAUUAACUGAAGUCAUAGUGAUUCAUGACUGUGACCCAGAUGUGAUAUGUCAUGGUAAUAGUGGCAACCAAUCUGAUACUGGUUCCUGCAGCAAAGAGGCCAGGAAAGUGGAUAAUAAAGCUGGUAGCAGUGGGAGUGAAAGUGAAAGUGAAAGUAAUGAUUCUGGGUUAAGCUCAGACCUCAGUCAUCAAGAUCAGCGGACACCCAUGGAACAUGAUGAAAUUGGCACUAUACCUGCAUCUCCCCCAGAGCAAGAUGAUUGGACAGAAGAUGACGAGGACUUAUUUAAUUUCCUUGACAACCUAGGGUCUCUUAGCAACAGUAGAACAUCAGUGGAUGUCAAGUAUCCAGUGGAAGAGGGCUUCUGUCCAGGUGGUGGUAGAUACCAGGCCAGAAAUCCAAUAGAACACUCUUUUUAUUCUUCUCAGGUGUCUGCUGGUGCUGUGAGUAGUUUCCCAAGCAGACAACCACUGAGGAAGGAGGGUCAUGGUGUUCUGGAAUCCUUGGACCCUCUGAGUAAUUUACCAAGCAGACAACCACCCUCAGGGAACAGCCAUCCAUCUGCAGAAUUUCCUAUUGAUGAAGAUGAUGAAACCACUCUGCUAAAGAAGGCCCAUAACAGUGAUGGAACAACUAAAAAUAAAAUUGCUCUGGAGACCCUAACUCAGCCUGUUGAGCUACUCUCACUGCUUGAGAAGGAAUAUGGUGAUGAAGAUGCCGAAGAUGGAAUUAAUAAGACAGUUGAUGAAGGUGAUGAUGAAGACAGCUGACUUCAUGCACAUUAAUGUAGCACAGUGUCUGACCAGCUGUUUAAUUGAGGGAAUUAAGACCACACAUUUGCAGUCCAUGAACUACUUAUUCAUUUGAAGAGUCAGUUUAUGUGAGAAUUGUGAAGUUCUGUGUUUUGACCUGGUGUUGGCCAAAUCUAGAUUUGAACCAAUUAUCAAGUUGGCCUUAAGUGCUGAAGAAAAAAGAAUAAAAUACAGGAACACUUGCCAUCAGGCUGAAUGUGGUAUUGCUCAACUAUUACUUUACUAUUACUCAACUAUUAUGCUUAUAUUAUAAAUUUUAUACUUACCUCUGAUGUAUUGGAGAAAUAGCUAUUAGCUUUUUUUGGCACAAAAGCACACAGUGAUCUGCCUUUAAAUUUUCAGUUAUUGAAAUGCUUAUAUAUUUUUGCAUAUGCACAAACAUGCACACACACACACACACACACACACACACACACAUACGUAACAGUUAAGUGAUCUCACAUUUUUACUGCAUUUUAAGGUCCAAUUCAGUUCAAACAAUAAUCAAUAUGCUGUAAUACUAAUAUCUUCCAUAUAUUAUAUUAUAUUAUAUUAUAUUAUAUUAUAUUAUAUUAUAUUAUUAUAUUAUAUUAUAUAUUAUUAAAUUCAUAUAUUGUUGGAUUUUGUGCUGGCACUUUUCUACAUGUGAAUUGAAUGUCAUAUGUUUUAAUGAUGGAUAUGUAAGAUACAAUGUAUCAUGCAGUACUUACAAAGUGGAAAAAAUUACGUUGGUGGAAAAUUCCGAGCAAAUUUUCAAGACCAAAGAAAUUUUCAAGUUUUUACUGUACAUGUACCAGUACCUCGAGUUUCAGACCCAACGCAGCAGGCUGCUUUAUAUUUAAGUGUUGCCACAUGUCAACUAACUGAUAGUUACAUACACAGGUAAUUGAAGAUACCAGUAAAGCUGUUAUAAUUAAGCUCUGAAACCCAGGGAAAAAGUUAGUACAGCGGGGAGGGAGGUAUGUAUGUAUAUAUAGGUACAUUGUGUACCUCAAAUAGCCUGAGCACAGUAUGGAAGUCCUCAGAGUUUAAUACCAUUCUGUGUUAUUUCUGGCUUUAUUUAUUUUGUCUCAUAUUGCUGAAUAUCCUGUCUGCUGGGCAGACCAUUUUUAUAAUGUUUUAUAAUUUUGUUAAGGCAUGAUGUUGUAAUAUUUGGUAACAUGUGCCCUUCGCUUAAUUAUAUUCAAGUGUUUUAUUGUAAGGUUAUAUUGCAUUCAUUUUUCUUGUUUCAAGUGCCUUAAAUGGAUUAAUAAAGAUAUUCAAUAUU
Messenger RNA from Lingula anatina, 2919 nucleotides. RefSeq lists its product as uncharacterized. NCBI's taxonomy places the organism in Eukaryota, Metazoa, Brachiopoda, Lingulata, Lingulida, Lingulidae. The record is from RefSeq and is a predicted model, not a curated record.